GAUAUUCCUUUCGUUUUAAUUUUUAUGAUAUAGUUUGAUACAAUACUAUCAGUUGUUUCUUGCACUUCGAUUUCUGCUACUAUCUGUUGUUUUUUUCUAGAGAGUUUUAUCAUACUUUUUAUAAUAUUUUGCCAUGGUUUUUUAUAUUGCUUUGAAUUGUUGGUGUUUGUGCCGAGGGUAUACCAGAAACAACCUCUCUACCCCUCUGGAGGAGUAAGGUCUGCGUACUCUCUACUCUUCCCAGACCAUAAAUGAGAUUUCAUUGGGGGUACCAUGCAUCAAAAGAAUAUAAAAGAAAACCGGACAACGAUAAAGGUUUUAAUGACGAUCGGACCGUGGCAGACGCAGGGGAUAGGAUUCUCGAGAUGAACGAAAAAAAUAAGAAAAGCAUGGAAGAAUCCAUGGCAAAAAUCGAAAAGAAAAUCAAAGAUGCAAAGAAAAAAGAAGAGACUAGCAUUGCAGAUAACAUCAAGGAGAAGACAAGUGAAAUGGUACAUGAAACUAAAGAUAAAGUAAAGAAGAAAGCCCAUGAUGUGAAGGAAAAGACUAAAGACACAAUGGAGUCUAUAGAGGAGAAUACAAAGCAGAAAAUGCAUGACGCAUGGGAGGCAACCAAGGAGACAACACACAAAAUUAAAGAAAGUGUUGUUGGUAAAUGGGAUGGUGAUAAAGAAUCUAUUGAAGAUCAUACUGGCAGAAAGAAGAAAGAAAAUGUGGAGUUGAAGAAACGUACUAGAGAGUCUGGUGGCAAGAAACAUUGAAAGAAGAUAUUCAUAAAGUUAGGGCAGACUUACAGUGCUAUUUAUGUGUUCGGCAACUUUAUUUACAUGUUUGGCAAAAUCUUAAACAUGUUUGGCAGAAUCCAUUAACUUUGAGCCAAAUCGUAUGCCUAUGUUUCAGAACUCACCUAAUAUGUAUAAAACAAUUAUUCAGAAUCUAAGAGGGUGGAAAAUGUUUAGCUUUCUGAGUGUUUUUUAUGGUUGAACUCUUUAUUUCUUCAUUUCGUA
This is a messenger RNA of Lycium barbarum (goji berry), 1007 nucleotides long. RefSeq lists its product as uncharacterized. The record is from RefSeq and is a predicted model, not a curated record. Lineage: Eukaryota; Viridiplantae; Streptophyta; Magnoliopsida; Solanales; Solanaceae. The transcript is spliced from 3 exons. The coding region runs from base 252 to 761 and encodes 169 amino acids.